Malania oleifera is the source of this 5310-nucleotide messenger RNA. RefSeq lists its product as uncharacterized. Gene Ontology annotation, biological process: DNA integration. Gene Ontology annotation, molecular function: RNA-DNA hybrid ribonuclease activity; nucleic acid binding. The transcript is spliced from 2 exons. Bases 1 to 5310 code for a protein of 1769 amino acids. The record is from RefSeq and is a predicted model, not a curated record. Lineage: Eukaryota; Viridiplantae; Streptophyta; Magnoliopsida; Santalales; Ximeniaceae.
AUGAUAUCUACCAUCCCCGGGAUUCCUCUCACAAAUCCUCCCCCACACUGGUAUAAUCCCGAGGUCCGAUGCGCGUACCAUGCCAAUUCUCCAGGGCACCCUAUUGACCAAUGUUGGGCCUUCAAACACAAGGUGCAAGAUUUGAAGGAUGCGGGUUGGUUGUCAUUCGAUGCGAAGCCGGUUGGUAUUCAAGAGAAUCCUUUGCCUGACCAUGGGAAGGACAAUGUCGGAAUGAUCGAGGAACAAGAUGGAGAAAAAUUCGAAAGAAGAUGGGAGCAGAUGACGCUAGACUGGGUGUAUAGUGAACUGACAACGGCAGGCCUAGCAGGGUUAAAGGCUAUUUGCCCUAAAGACGCCCCAUGCACAUGCCAAAAUACUAUGAAAAGAUCAGUACAACAAUGUGAGACUUUUCGGAUUUUUAUAAGUAGCUUGAUUGACAGCAAACGAGUGGAAGUUAGCUGCGUUCAGAAAACAAAUGAAGUUUCGGUCAUAGGGGAAUCUGACCAUCCCCAAUUCACCAAUAGACCAUUUAUCCCCAUCAUGGGAAAAACCCCACGAGUCCCAGAGGCCCCAGUUCGGGUAGUGAUCUCAGCCCCUCGCCCUUUCGCAUACCACAGUGACCAGGCAGUGCCAUGGAGAUACAAUUGUGAAGUACGCACCGAAGGAGAAACUAGCAGUGCUGCUGAAGCAAGAGGGAUAACCAGAAGUGGAAGGGUUUAUACGCCGAAGGUCUUGGAUAAGGUGCAACCUAGCCAAGAACAGAAUAGGAACCUGAAGAAGCCAGUUCAAUCUCAGGAAGCCGAAGAAUUCUUGAAGAUUAUUAAACACAGUGAAUACAACAUUAUUGAUCAACUGAAGAAGAUGCCAGCCCAUAUCUCUGUUUUAUCACUGUUGUUGAGCUUGGAAGCCCAUCGGGAAGCCCUAUUAAAGGCUCUUAAUCAGGCCUAUAUUCCCCAAGACAUCAGCAUCGAUAAUUUUAACCAUGUGAUUGGUGGUCUUACGGCUACCAACUACAUUACAUUCGCUGAUGAGGAGAUCCCCGUGGAAGGACAAGGGCACAAUCAGGCGUUGCACGUUUCCGCUAAAUGUCGAGAUCACAUGAUUGCACGAGUGUUGAUUGAUAAUGGGUCAUCUUUGAAUGUCAUGCCCAUGACGACCCUACAAAAACUGCCUGUUGACCCGUCCUACAUAAGGCAAAACAAUUUGACUGUGCGGGCUUUCGAUGGCACCCGCAGGGAAUCGGUGGGAUCUAUUGAAAUUCCUGUGCAAAUUGGACCAGUCACCUUCGACAUUACAUUCCAAGUCAUGGCCAUAACCCCGUCUUAUAGCUGCUUGUUGGGGAGGCCGUGGAUACAUAACACCGGGGCAGUUCCGUCUUCUCUGCACCAACGGGUCAAAUUUGUAGUAGAUGGGAAAUUGGUUUGUGUAUAUGGUGAAACCGAUGUUAUGAUAACAAAGCCCACUUCCACUCCUUAUGUGGAAGUCACGGAGGAGGCAUUGGAGGACUCAUUCCGAGCCUUCGAGAUCAUAAAUGUCACAACUAUAGUAGAAGGAUCUCCAAUCCCACACCCUCAGAUCCCCGCCGCAAUGCAUAUGAUGGCGUCCGAAAUGAUCAGACAGGGGUACCAUCCAGAAAAAGGGCUCGGAAAAUACCUACAGGGGAUCCGAAAGCCGUUAAUGCUUAAGGAAGUCAAAGACAGAUAUGGCCUUGGCUACAUACCUACGGUGGCAGACCGAAGGAAGAAAGCCGAAGAGAAGAAGAUGCGGAGGGUGGAAAGAAUCACUGGUGAAACAAGCUCCAAGGAAGGACUGUACGUCCCGUCCAUCAGCCAAACCUUCGUAAAAAGCAGUCAAUCCAACCUGGAGGCAGAAUUGCGGCAAUUAAGUAUAUCAGUAUUGGAUGCUGAAGUCCCGUCGAACACUUCUACAGAGUGGAUCCAUCAUCUCCAACCAGGAGAAGAUCAAGAAAUAAACUUGUCCCCUGAAAUGGAAAGAAUGUUAAAGUCCGAUGAAAAACCAACCUUGACCAGUAGCGAUCCCACCGUCAUGAUUAAUCUUGGAACUGAGGAAGAGCCCAAGCAGGUGAAAAUCGGAGCACUACUAAAGGGUGAAGAAAAAGACAAAAUGAUUGAAUUACUAAGGGAAUACCGAGACGUGUUUGCCUGGCCGUACCAAGACAUGCCAGGUUUAGAUACGGAUUUAGUAACCCACAAGAUCCCACUUCACCCAGAUUCAAAGCCAGUAAAGCAGAAACUGAGGAGAAUGCGGCCGGAGAUGUUACUUAAGAUAAAGGAGGAGGUACAGAAACAGCUUGAGGCAGGAUUCUUGGAGGUAGCCCAGUACCCUGAAUGGAUGGCCAACGUUGUCCCAAUAAUCAAGAAGAAUGGUAAAGUACGAGUUUGUGUCGACUACCGGGAUCUAAAUAAAGCAAGCCCUAAGGACAACUUCCCUCUCCCACACAUUGAUGUGUUGGUGGACAAUACUGCAGGGCAUGCUUUAUUUUCAUUCAUGGAUGGAUUCUCCGGAUACAACCAGAUUAGGAUGGCACCUGAGGACAAGGAAAAAACGACUUUCAUCACAUUAUGGGGGACUUUUUGCUAUAAAGUCAUGCCAUUCGGACUAAAAAAUGCCGGAGCCACUUACCAGAGGGCUAUGGUAACCCUUUUUCAUGACUUAAUGCACAAGGAGGUUGAGGUUUAUGUCGACGACAUGAUCGUUAAGUCGCGAAAUGAGAAAGACCAUGCGUUAAACUUGGAAAAAUUGUUCGAGAGGCUCCGGAAGUGCCAAUUGAAGUUAAAUCCCGAAAAAUGUACUUUCAGUGCUACGUCCGGGAAGCUAUUGGGGUUUAUAGUAAGUGAGAAAGGGAUUGAGGUAGAUCCUGACAAGGUCAAAGCCAUUCGAGAGAUGCCUAGCCCAAAGUCUGAAAAGGAAGUGCGAAGUUUCUUAGGUAGGCUCAACUACAUUGCUCGGUUCAUAUCUCAAUUAACCACCACCUGCGAACCCAUCUUCAAGCUGCUGAGAAAGAACAACCCAGAAAAGUGGAACAAAGAGUGUCAAGUGGCCUUUGAAAAAAUAAAGGAGUACCUUUUGAAUCCCCCAGUACUAGUGCCACCAGUACCCGGAAGGCCUUUAAUCUUGUACUUGGCGAUUUCAGAAAACUCCAUGGGUUGCGUAUUGGGCCAGCAUGAUGAGACCGGGAGGAAAGAAAGGGCCAUUUAUUACCUUAGUAAGAAGUUCACAGAUUAUGAGUCUAAGUACUCUGAUCUGGAAAAAACAUGUUGCGCUUUGGUAUGGACGGUCAGUAGGCUGAGGCAAUACACCUUGUAUUACUCCACCUGGCUGAUCUCCAAAAUGGACCCAAUAAAGUACGUGUUUAAAAAGCCCGUAGUAACUGGACGAGUAGCACGAUGGCAGAUGUUGUUGACGGAAUAUGAUAUUUCUUAUGUCACCAGGAAAGCUAUCAAAGGUAGUGUCAUUGCCGAAUACCUAGCUGAAAGAGCCGUGGAGGAUUACCAACCUAUGGAGUUCGAAUUCCCAGACCAGAAUAUAAACUCCCUAACCCAAGAGGAAGAAGACUUCGAAGAAUGGAGGAUGUUGUUCGAUGGGGCAGUCAAUGUUUGGGGACGUGGGAUAGGCGCAGUGCUCAUGUCACCAGAUGGGAAACAUUAUCCGGUGGUAGCUAAGCUCAUCUUCCCUUGUACUAACAACAUAGCCGAAUACGAGGCAUGUAUAUUGGGUUUGCAGACCGCUUUAGAUCGGGGUGUCAAGCGACUAAUAGUAAGAGGAGACUCGGCCUUAGUCAUUCACCAGCUAACCGGAGAAUGGGAAACUCGCGAUUCCAAGUUAGUACCGUAUCGAGAGUACAUUCAAAAGAUAAUAGAAGGGUUUGACAGUAUCAGUUUCUCUCACACACCAAGAGAAAACAAUGUAAUGUCUGAUGCACUAGCCACACUGGCAGCUUUAUUCAAGGUAGAAGAAGGGGUGAAGAUCGAAGCUAUUCAUAUCAGAGUACAACCCGAACCUGCCUACUGCACGGUGAUAGAGGAGGCCGACGGAAAACCGUGGUUUUAUGAUAUCAAAACCUACAUCCAGAAAAAUGAGUAUCCCGAAGGGGCAUCCAAUAAUGAUCGGAGGACUAUUAGAAGGUUGGCCAUGGGUUUCUUCUUAGAUGGUGAAGUUUUGUACAAAAGAAAUCAUGACAUGACCCUCCUACGGUGUGUAGAGGCACAGGAAGCCCAACAAGUCACGCGUGAGGUUCACGAGGGAGUCUGCGGUACCCACGCUGGAGGCCACUCAUUGGCACGAAAAAUACUUAGGAAUGGGUAUUAUUGGAUGACCAUGGAGAGAGAUUGCAUUGACUACGCCCGAAAGUGCCAUAAGUGCCAAGUUUACGGUGAUCGGAUCCAAGUCCCACCAGCCCCACUUCAUGUUCUCUCCGCACCUUGGCCCUUUUCAGCCUGGGGCAUGGAUGUGAUCGGGCCAAUAAGCCCAAAAGCCAGUAACGGACACCGUUUCAUCUUUGUGGCAAUCGAUUAUUUCACUAAAUGGGUAGAAGCCGCCUCGUAUUCCAGUAUCACACAGAAUGUAGUGAGUCGUUUCGUCAAAAGAGAGUUGAUCUGCCGGUACGGAGUUCCUGAGAGAAUAAUCACGGAUAAUGCCAAGAACCUGAACAACGCAGUAAUGACCAAGCUAUGCAAUCAGUUCAAGGUUAAGCAUCACAAUUCAACGCCUUAUAGACCACAGAUGAAUGGCGCGGUGGAAGCAGCCAACAAAAACAUUAAGAACAUUUUGGAGAAGAUGACAGAAACUUACAGAGAUUGGCAUGACAAGCUUCCCUUCGCCCUAAUGGCUUACAGGACUACGACUAGAACCUCCACGGGCGCUACUCCCUUCUCUUUGGUGUACGGAAUGGAGGCAGUGGUCCCUGUAGAAGUUGAGAUCCCAUCUCUAAGAGUUCUAAAAGAAGUAGAGUUGGCUGAGGCAGAGUGGGUACAAUCCCGAUAUGACCAGUUAAACUUGAUUGAGGAGAAAAGGAUGGCCGCCAUGGCCCAUGGACAACUAUACCAAAGAAGGAUGAUGAGAGCGUUUAACCGAAAAGUGCGGCCCCGACAGUUUCAGGAGGGGGAUCUAGUGCUGAAAAAGAUUUUACCGAUUCAUACAGACCCUCGUGGCAAGUGGACACCAAACUAUGAAGGGCCUUACGUUGUAAAGAAGGCGUUCUCAGGAGGUGCCCUACUGUUAGCAAAUAUGGACGGAACUGACCUAUUGCACCCUGUUAACUCUGAUGCUGUAAAGAAAUAUUAUGCCUAA